Molecule: messenger RNA, 1350 nt
Organism: Cotesia congregata
Lineage: Eukaryota; Metazoa; Arthropoda; Insecta; Hymenoptera; Braconidae
Source: the annotation of a GenBank genome assembly
AUGCGUUUAAUGGAAAAUAUUUUUUCUUGCUCUCCUAGCCGAAAGUACGCUCUUCCUGGACGCACUUUACUCCAGGAAGAGCAACUUUUAUGGCCUGAUCUCUACGCAUGCGCGCUACGCAUAUUUUCUGGCCGGCAGCACAGAACCUUGUGUUUUUUCGUACUUUCGUGGUGUGACCGGCCUAUACAGCGAGUUUCGACAGCUUUGAAGUACCGCUUUCGACAGGAAAAAAGAAAUGAUGAGGCUUUUGAAGAUAUUUAUGACGGUCUGGAAUAUCAACGAUUAUGUUUACCGGGUAAAUUUUUAGAAGAAUGGUUUAAUUUUUCUAUGACAUUUAAUACUGACGGGUGCCAAAUUUUGAAAUCAACAAAAACGAGUGCUUGGCCUGUGUACGCUCAAAUAAAUGAACUACUGCCUCAUAUGAGGAAGAAAUAUGUUCUGCUAGCAGCUGUUUAUGUCGGUGAUAAGCAUCCAAAAAUGAAUAACUUACUUCGAUCAUUUACGUUGCAGAUGAAAGAACUUUUCACAAACAGAAUAACUUGGAAUCCAACGCCGACAUCUGAAGUUACCUCAAGAUUUGUCGUAUUAGCCAGUACUUUAGAUGCUCCAGCCCGCGCAGCAGUUCUUCGGAUGAAGCAGUAUAACGGCUAUUUUAGUUGCUUACGAACGGACAAGAAACUGAAGGCAGCCAUGAAGUUUGUUACUAAAACUCUCGAAAUAAGGAAUGGAGUGAAAGGAUAUUCAUCUUUAACUGCUUUAUCGUUAUUUAGCAUAACGAAAGGAGUCAUAGUGGAAACGAUGCAUUCUGUUUUCUUAGGCACAGUAAAACUUCAUACUACGAUUUUAAUAAAAUCAACAGGUGCACCUUAUUACAUUGGAAAUCAAGAAACCUUAGAUGUUAUUAAUGAAACUUUACUGUCUAUAAAGCCUCCAUCUCGUCGUUCAAGGAAACCCAGAAAAAUCCAAUCGUAUGCUCAAUGGAAAGCAUUGGAUUGGUGCAACUGGCUAGAUUACGCUUCUAUUUGUCUUUCAUCAGUUUUAGACAUUAAAUAUGUAAACCAUCUAAGUCUACUAUCUAAGGCUAUUCAUUACCUAAAUAGUGAUUCUUUAAUUUUAGCUGAACUUAAUCGAACAGACACUUUGUUAAAAGAAUAUGCUCAACUAUUAGAAGAAUACUUUGGCGAAGUCAAAAUGUCAUCAAACAUACAUUCAUUAUCACAUGUAAUUGAGUAUGAAACUAGUACAGUGGAGUUACACAACAAGUUCGUGGUGCAGAAAGAAAAUAAAGCUCGUUCUUUGUCAGCAGAGGAAAACCAAGCUUUAUUCGAUGCUGGAUACACUCCAGAAUAA